AUGUCUUACAACGGCAGUGGUGACGGCUAUUCUACAUCCCGUCGUGAUGAGGAUAGUUAUGGCUCCUCCAACCGCAGGGACGAUGAUAAUUCCUACGGGUCAUCAGGCCGUUCUGGCGUAACUGGUUCCUACGGAUCUCUGGACGACUACAACGACAAUAGCAACACCAAACGUGACAACGAUUCAUAUGGCUCCAGCAAUCGUGACAACAAUGACUCUUAUGGCUCUUCCGGCCGUACCGGAGGCUCUGACUCAUACGGGUCGAGCGAGCGUGAUAACGAGAGGUCUUAUGGCUCCUCUGGCCGCACAGGCAGUGGCAACGACAGCUAUGGAUCCAGCAACCGCGAUGAUACCUAUGGUUCGUCCGCUCGUACGGGGGGAAGCGAUUCCUACGGCUCUUCCGAUAGAAACGAGAGCUCCUAUGGUUCCUCUGGAACCAAUAAUGACAGCUACGGUAGCAGUAAGAGGGACGACAAUGAUUCCUACGGAUCCUCUAGAAAUACUGGAAGAGGGAGUGAUUCAUAUGGCUCUGAUAACCAGAAUAGAAAUGACUCCUCGUACGGGUCCAGCAACAACCGGCGCGAUGAGGAUGAUUCCUACGGUUCCUCCGAUCGAAACAAGAGCUCGACUUAUGGCUCGACGAGCCGUGGUGAUGACGAUACUACCACCUAUGGGUCUAACACCAGCCGUCGUGAUGAUGGUGAUUCUUAUGGUUCUUCUGAUCGACAUAAGACUUCAUAUGGUUCCAGCGGGCGUGAUGGCGAUGAUGAGGACAAAUACGGGUCGAAGUCCUCGAAUAAGUAUGGAGAUAGGAGCGACUCUGGGGAGUAUGGUCAGAAGGAAACCAUCGCUGAUAAGGUAAUGGGUAAAGUUGGAGACAUGAUUGGUGAAAAGAUCCAGGAAACUCUAAGUGGAGGAAGUCGACACUAA
Molecule: messenger RNA, 930 nt
Organism: Histoplasma mississippiense
Lineage: Eukaryota; Fungi; Ascomycota; Eurotiomycetes; Onygenales; Ajellomycetaceae
Exons: 3
Coding region: 1-930 (309 amino acids)
Source: RefSeq, a predicted model, not a curated record